AUGGAGAAUUCCUUCUCUAAAGACCGCAAGGCCCUUGCAGUGAUUUCCGAGCCGCCCGAGACCCCAACGUUCGCGUUUUUGCGCCUCCCGACCGAACUGCGCAUCCAGGUCUGGAAGCACUACUGCCCCGACUUGUGCGAAGUGCCUCGCUUGCUUGAUUUCGCGAUCGGGGCCAUCCGUCCUUUUGGCAACCUGGGCCAUCCAUACCAACACAUUUUACGUGGCUUGCGUCUUGUCGACAGGACUCGCAGCCUACGAUGCGUUCUUGCCGUCCACCAGCAGUCACGCGGCUUCGCGCUCGCCUUCUUUCCGGACAAGCUCACUGUGGGCUACUGUGCCGACCUCGCGAAAGAAUGCGACAUUCCUUUUCACAAGCAGAGAGAUCUAGUCUACUUGUAUGGCUUUACAGGCGGCACUAUUCCCCCUCACGAACUGGACGUCGCCACAAUGGUAAGUAGACUGGCCAGCGCCCCAGAACCAGCGCAAGCAGAUCCCUCUGCCACUUCGAGAGUCCGCCGGCUUCUGUUGCGUAUAUACGCGGACGAAUCCUUCAAGUACACGUAUGAGUACUCGAUCUUGUACCUGCAUGAUUUCUGUUCAAAGGUUGUCAACGUGGCGUAUGGAUUCUCCAGAUCCAAGCCGUUUCCAUACCCGCUACAGGAGAUGACCAACGGAUUAUAUUCAAACCUGAAAAACGUCUUUUUGCAUCUCGACGUCGGGGGCGAGAUGGAAGAGUGGAUGCUUAUCCCUGUGAAGCAUCGCUGGUGUGCUUCGAAGUACAGCAGCCACGAUGAGACAAUAAGCGAUAAGAGCGGUCGCUGUCUUGAGAGGGCGUACUGGCCUAAUCUCACGCAGCACGCAGAGUAUGCCAGAAACAACCUUUCGCCUUCAAGUGCUCCAGAGCUGAUACCGAAUCUGAAAGAUAUCGCAUGCUUCUUUGAGCUAUACGGCGUGCAGGUUUGGCCAAUGCUGGUCACUGACCCGAGCAAGUUCACGGCCUAUGGCGACGGCGAGGACGAUUCCGAAGACCAGUUCGCUGACGAGGGCUCCGAAGAGGAAUCCGGUGAGGAAUCCGACGAGGACGAUUUCGAAGACUGGUUAUCUGGCGAGGGCCCCGAAGAGGAAUCCGGUGAGAAGUCCGACGAGGACGAUUCCGAGAAUUCCGGCGACUUGGAGAUGGCAUAG
Akanthomyces muscarius is the source of this 1185-nucleotide messenger RNA. RefSeq lists its product as uncharacterized. Lineage: Eukaryota; Fungi; Ascomycota; Sordariomycetes; Hypocreales; Cordycipitaceae. The transcript has a single exon. Bases 1 to 1185 code for a protein of 394 amino acids. The record is from RefSeq and is a predicted model, not a curated record.